GUGUGCUGUGCAGUUUGUCACCUGCUGGUGUGACUUCGCGCUCUUCUUGCUGUGUCUCCCAUACGCGUUCUUCCUGGCGCUGUGGGUCUUUGCUUGGUCGUAGUCGCUGGAGAAGGGUGAACUAAGGAACGGAAGUUAUGGGGAAGGCCAAGAAAUCCCGAGCUGUGCGGGUGAAGUUCGCCCAGGCCAAGCGCUUGCUGAGCCCGAAGGACUGCCGCUUGAAGGGGAACCAGGAGAAGGAAGAAACCAAGAGAAAAAAGGCGAAAGAGGCGGAGACGAAUCACGUGAAACAAGUCCCCACUGCCAUGUUCUUCGCGCACAAUACCGCCCUCGGCCCUCCGUACCACGUUCUCAUCGACACCAACUUCAUCAACUUCUCCAUCAAGAACAAGCUCGACAUCGUGAAAGCCAUGAUGGACUGUCUGCUGGCGAAGGCCAUCCCCUGUGUCACGGACUGCGUGGUGGCAGAGCUGGAGAAGCUUGGGCCCAAGUAUCGCGUGGCACUGCGACUGUCCAAGGACCCUAGGUUUCAGAGACUGCCCUGCUCCCACACCGGGACUUACGCGGAUGACUGCUUGGUUCAGCGGGCAGAACAGCACCGAUGCUACAUCGUGGCCACUUGCGACAAGGAGCUCAAGCGCCGGAUACGCAAAAUUCCGGGCGUGCCCAUCAUGUACAUCUCCAACAGAAAAUUCUCGAUAGAACGAAUGGCCGAGGCCUUUGGGGCGCCGCCGACCUAAAUGAAGUAGUGUUCCAGUGUGUGGUCUUGUUUCCUCUUAACACCCGUGCGACUCGACGGUGGUACUGCGAUCUGGAGUUUCGCACGGCUUUUAGGGACGAAUCACCCGUUUUACGAAGGAUAGCAGCGUGCCAGAUAGCGGGCAGUGCUAAAGGCCAGACGACAAAUGAACAGAGCGUGUUCAGCUUGAUGGUGUCCCGGCAUGGGUAAAAUCAUGAGUGCGCGGGUGCGGCCGCGGCCAAAACACGGACAGCCGCUACCGCCGUUUCCCGCAGCACGUCACUGGAGUGUCUAGUCGUUCACAAUUCGCCGCACGUUGUACAUUUCAGCGGCUUGGGUGGGUCCUCGUGUGAAGGCAAUAUUUGUGGAUGCUUUGGAGGUUGGUCGUCGUAGUGGACCGCAACAUCGGCAAUCGCAACGACGUGUUGCCCUAGGGUUUGAAGACGGCGGUGGGUCUGGCUAGGAAGCGGGUCCACGUGUGCGAGGAUAUGCAUGGGGGGCAUAUUGUGACCCAUGGGCAACAUCUACUACCGCUGUAGGUGGGAUUAACAAUUAGUAGUGCUCAUGCGUUUUCAUUUUCGGCUGCCUGUGUGCGUCCACGAAUAUGAAUUCGUUCUGAACGUUGCGUGCGGUGUUGAGCACCGUUGUAUUGGAGGGGAAGCGAUGUGGCGGGUUGUGAGGCCGA
Ectocarpus sp. CCAP 1310/34 is the source of this 1424-nucleotide messenger RNA. The record is from the annotation of a GenBank genome assembly. Lineage: Eukaryota; Phaeophyceae; Ectocarpales; Ectocarpaceae.